This is a messenger RNA of Tigriopus californicus, 2836 nucleotides long. Its product is annotated as glutamate receptor ionotropic, kainate 2-like. The transcript has 17 exons. Gene Ontology annotation, molecular function: glutamate-gated receptor activity; transmitter-gated monoatomic ion channel activity involved in regulation of postsynaptic membrane potential. Lineage: Eukaryota; Metazoa; Arthropoda; Copepoda; Harpacticoida; Harpacticidae. The record is from RefSeq and is a predicted model, not a curated record. Gene Ontology annotation, cellular component: postsynaptic membrane; plasma membrane. Gene Ontology annotation, biological process: modulation of chemical synaptic transmission; synaptic transmission, glutamatergic; monoatomic ion transport. The coding region runs from base 213 to 2768 and encodes 851 amino acids.
GUGAUCACAAUGAAACACUCAGAGUUCAACUCUGAGUUCAUCGUGAUUCCAUCUUUCCAUGAAGAUGAAUUUUAGAUUCAAUCAUCACUCUUUGGACGGUUGAUGAGAAUGACACUGGUUGCGAUGAGUGGAUGUGAUAAUACUUCUCGACACGAAAUCAAGUCCAGUUCGAUCUUCUCGGAGUCAUUCAUUUGGGUUUUCAGGUGGGAGAAAUGAAGUCCAUCAGAUUGAGUGCACUAGCUUUUUUAAUCAUCGAUGUCGUUACAAUCCUCGGCAAACAAACUCAAGUGCGAAUAGGACUUCUCAUACCGACCACGUGGGAUGCAGGUCAAGUGGAACGAGUUGAAAAGGCCUUUGUGGAUUUCAACACUCAAAAGAUCUUGCAGGAAUCCAAGUUGUUCUUGCAUCCGGAGUUGGCCUAUGUGAGCCACAAUGACACCUUCCUCACAUCGAAAUCCGUGUGCCAUCUGAUAGAGAAGCAUUGUAUGAUGGUUUAUGGAGCGAAUUUGAACAAUUUGGGCGAGAUAAGUGCCUCCACUUUGAACUUUUUUGGAAUACCGUUUGUCCAAUCUAAUCCGUCGCUUUUGUGGAAUCAUCAACACCAUCAAUUCGAAACCUCCAUGAAUCUAUUUCCCAAACGAUCCACGCUUAGUUCGGCUAUCUUGGAUAUUGUCAAGCACCUAAACUUGAGUCAUUUGGUUGUUAUUUAUCAUGAAGAAAUGGAGGCUCUUCUUUGGAAGCAUUUCAUUGACUCCGAAUCCAAGCGACGCCUGGUUAUUCCUAAAUUUAUUUUUAUCGACAAGGACAAUCUUAAGUAUGAACUGAUGUCAAUCCUUUUGAGGCUCAAAACAACCACGUCAAACAUUGUUCAUCUAAAUUUCCAUGAUGGAACUUUAAGCGAGGAUUUCCUCCAUUGUUGUCAAGUCUCAGGGUUUAUGAAUCCCUCUACCAACAUCAUUCUAACGAACCUGGGAUUGAAUCCGAUUGUGUUGGAUCCCUACAAGCACAUUGGAUCCAAUAUUACCUUCAUUCAUAUGUCCCAAAGCGACGCUUCUAACGAACCAACGGCUUUGGCAUUAUUGGACGAAAAUUCUGUGGAACAUGAAGUGAAAGACGUAGAAGAUGAACAAGAUUAUUUCCACGGAUUCCUUUUGGAUGCAUUAAUGCUGUUCUCAAAAGCUUUACGCUUGUCCAUGGUUGAACGUUUCCCUAGAAAUUUGUCUUGCCAAGGAACAGAAUUUUGGAGACGUGGUAAAUAUCUGGCUGAAGUCAUGAAGAAGACCCAAUUUCUCGGCGUUACCGGUCACCUGAAGAUGGAUGGCUCAGGGGAACGAUCAGAUUUUUCCCUGGAAAUAUCGCAACUUACUCAAGCCUCAGUUGAGACCAAAGGAACAUGGGCUCCCAAGAACGGUCUCAUGUGGAGCAAGAGGCUUUCUGGUUAUAUUAAUGGUUUCACAUCUGGUUUCGAACACUUGACUCACGGCAAACCAUCCUUGACAAUCACCACUGUACUAAGUUCUCCUUACAUCAUGGAAAAAUUGGAUUCGAAAGCCAAGCAGAGACUUGGAAAUGAUCGAUACGAGGGGUUCAUUAUUGAUUUGGCGGACCAAAUUUCGAGCAUUGUGGGCUUCAAUUAUACGAUCAAGGUGACCAAUGGUUAUGGAUCAGUGAAUGCUGAAGGUCAAUGGAACGGCAUGAUCAAGGACCUCCUGGAUGAGACCGCAGAUAUGGCAAUGGCUGAUUUGUCCAUUAGUUACGAACGCGAACAAGUGGUCGACUUUACAAUGCCGUUCUUGGACUUGGGGAUAAGCCUUCUGUACGUGAAGGCGCCCUCGAAAUCCGUCAACAUUUUUGGAUUCCUCGCUCCGCUCUCGUUGAACGUCUGGCUGCUCAUGAUUCUAGGCGGAUUGAUGGUCUCUCUCUCCAUGUACAUCAUUGCCAGGAUCUCGCCUUAUGAAACGGAGGAACUCCACCAGGAAAAUGAUGGUCAGACACCGUUUUCCAGUUUCCGACAUUGUUUAUGGUUCUCGGUGGCGUCUUGGGUGCAACAAGGAUGUGAUUUCUUGCCCAGAGCAAUUUCGGGACGCUUUGUGGCGAGUAUUUGGUGGUUUUUCACGCUCAUUAUGAUAUCGUCUUAUACAGCCAACCUGGCGGCCUUUCUGACUGUGGAACGAAUGGAAGUUCCGAUUUCUUCAGCAUCGGAUCUAGCCAGCCAAUCCAAGAUUUUGUACGGUUGUGUGGCUACAGGAUCAACUGCGGCCUUCUUUAGGAAUUCCAACAAUCCCACAUAUUCGAAAAUGUGGCGAACCAUGGAGCGACACAAGGACGAGGUCAUGAUGGCUGGCAACAAGGAGGGACUGGAACAGGUCCUUCAAGAAGAUGGGGCCUAUGCAUUUUUUAUGGAGUCCACCUCGAUCGAGUACACUGUCGAGAGGAACUGUCAGCUUCAACAAAUUGGUGGCCUUCUCGACUCCAAGAGCUAUGGGAUCGCCUUGCCCCACGGCUCCCCCUUGAGAGCUCGGCUGAGUGAUGCCAUUAUCAAGCUCAAUGAGGACGGAUUGAUCCGAGAUCUGAAGGAAAAGUGGUGGAAGAAAGAGCGAGGAGGAGGGGCUUGCCAGGAGGAUGUGGAUUCGUCCACUGUGAGCGAACUGAACCUGAUGAACGUAGGAGGGAUUUUCCUCGUUCUAACACUGGGCUUGAUCAUUGGGACACUUUUGGCAUUCGUGGAGAGAUAUUGGAUGAUAUGCUGCCAACGUCGCAAAACCUAGUACCCUCAAAGUUGAACAAUUCAAAAUUAUUCGCUAUGUAAUAAAUUUUGUCUCCGACAAUGGGAAAG